UACAUCCUCAUUUGUAAUAUAAUUUGGAUUUUACUUCAAUUUAAAGGACACACGUUUUCCGAAUGUAUUCACCGACACUACGUGCUCCGUCCGAUCCACAAACUGCCAAAAGGAGGCUUGCCUUCCAGAAAAGCUAUAGCCAAGAGCACGGGGGAUCAUGGCGACGGAAGAGUCUUAUUGAAGAUGCAAAAUUCGAAACUGUGACAAAUUUAGAAUUUGAAAAACGAGAAAGGACAUUAAGUAAUAGAAAUUCUAUCAGUGAAGAAGAAGAGGAAGUCUUUGUACAGAAUGGUGAAUGUAUAUCUCCAAUUGAGACAGAACCUCCUCAUGCCGUGCUAUUGAUUAUUAGCAUAAAAGAUGGUAUUUCAAGUCUGUCGAGAAUCUUAAGAAUAUUUGAGGCAUCAAAGGUGAUUAUAGAUCACAUCGAAUCACGGAAGUCCAAGAAAUCCGGAGCACAAUUUGAAAUUCUGAUAAAAUGUGUUGGGUCACGCGAUAGAAUCACAUCACAUGUUAAUUCGUUACGCAUGGUCACAUCUAUAGCUGACGUUGCAAUUGUAUCGGAUCAAGAAGUUGAAACUAAAGUAAUUUGGUUUCCAAGACACAUAUCAGAAUUAGAUAACUGCACACAUCUUGUCACAAAGUUUGAACCGGAACUCGACAGUGAUCACCCGGGAUAUACAGAUAAAAAGUACAGAGAACGACGUAAAAUGAUAGCAGACAUAGCAUUUGACUACAGACAUGGACAAGUUAUCCCGAGAGUUGAAUAUACACAAGAAGAAAAUGACACAUGGGGACACGUGUACAAACAUCUUCAAGAUCUGUUUCCAACUCAUGCUUGUAAAGAACACAUUGAGAACUUCAAAAUACUAGAACAGGAUUGUGGAUAUAGCGCAAAUAAAAUUCCACAGUUAGAAGAUGUAUCUAAUUUCUUAAAGCGAAGAACAGGGUUCCAGUUACGUCCAGUUUCCGGUUUAUUAUCAGCACGUGACUUUUUAGCUAGUCUUGCAUAUAGAGUUUUCCAGUGUACGCAGUAUGUUCGUCAUGGGUCAAAACCAGACCACUCUCCUGAACCAGACUGUAUUCACGAGUUGCUUGGACAUGUGCCAAUGUUGGCAAAUCCAAAAUUUGCACAGUUCUCACAAGAAAUAGGACUAACAUCUCUUGGAGCCUCAGAUGCCGAUAUUGAAAAAUUUGCUACACUGUACUGGUUUACGGUAGAGUUUGGCCUAUGUAAGGAACAUGGGAAUCUAAGAGCAUACGGUGCUGGGACGUUGUCAUCGUACGGGGAGUUACGCCAUGCCUUGUCUGAUGCCCCGAAAAAAUAUCCAUUUGAUCCAGAGAAAACUUCAGUACAAGUGUACACAGACGAAGAUAUCCAGCCAAUUUAUUUUGUUGUUGAAUCUUUUGAUGAUAUGAUGCAGAAAAUGAAGCGCUAUGCAGCCACUAUUAAAAGACAGUGUGAAGUACGCUAUGAUCCUUAUACACAAACAAUACAAGAACUCGGCAACGAGGUAUCAAUGCAGUAUUUGCAUUUAUCUCUUCAAAACGAAGUAGAAAGCUUGCAAAGGGCGGUAAAGGAACUGAAAGUGUAAUGUGAAGAUUUGUCGUCAUUAUGCUUAAUCAUUACAUGUAUAAACAUGAAUAUAUGUUUUAAAUGAACUCGUUAUGAAUAAAAUAUGUCUUGUAGAAUGCUUAA
This is a messenger RNA of Mytilus californianus (California mussel), 1696 nucleotides long. RefSeq names its product tyrosine 3-monooxygenase-like. Bases 63 to 1592 code for a protein of 509 amino acids. NCBI's taxonomy places the organism in Eukaryota, Metazoa, Mollusca, Bivalvia, Mytilida, Mytilidae. Gene Ontology annotation, biological process: aromatic amino acid metabolic process. The transcript has 11 exons. Gene Ontology annotation, cellular component: perikaryon; cytoplasm; axon. Gene Ontology annotation, molecular function: iron ion binding; tyrosine 3-monooxygenase activity. The record is from RefSeq and is a predicted model, not a curated record.